AUGAAUCGAAUAUUUUAUUUUUGUUUGUUUACUAUUUUGUUUUGGUUAUCUCUUGUAUCUGGUGAAAAUGUUAAUAAUAAAAACUGUAAUGAGAAAAAUAGGAAAGCUAUUUUAUUAGCUUUAUUAAAAAAUUCAUUAGUAGAUAAUAAGGAUUAUAACAAUAGUGAAGAAUUAAAGUAUGCAUUGGAACAUAUCCAGAAUUCUGAAUUAUAUCCAAAGGAUUCGAAAAAAUUUGACAAAUUUAUUGAUGAAUUUUUUAGUUAUUAUAAUAUUCAUGUAAAUUUUAGUGAUGAAGAAAAAACAAUCUUACAUAUAUCAGGUGUUUUUAAAGAAUUUUAUGUAGAUGUAGAUAGUUUAAAUAAAGAUGAAAUGAAAGAAUAUUUUAAGAAAAAUUAUGAAAAAGGUCUUUCUUUAAUUAAUUUAAUAGUUCAUAGUAAUUUAAUAAUUCAACAAUUUGAUCAUGAUAUUAUAGAUAAAAAAAAAGUACAUGAACAAAACACAAAUACAAAUAAAACUUUAGAAUAUAUAUCUGAUAAUUUAAAUGAUCUAAUUAAUUUCAAAAAUAUUCAUUUAAAUAAUAAUUCCACUGGAGAUUUUAUUAUCAAAUUAUAUACAAAUUAUGUGAAUUAUAUUAACCCUUAUCAAACAAACCCUUUGCCAAAUACACCCCACUAUUACGAACAUAAAAAUUAUCAUACUAAAGAACAUUAUAUAUACGACGAGGAAAUAGUUAAUCCAAAUAUGGAUAAUAUAAAUACACACACUGAAGAGGAUAAUGUGUAUGUAUCAGCUACAAAAGGAAAUCAAAAAGAAGAAACUGAAAAAAAAGAAAAUCAUGAAAAUAAUAAUGCAAUUAAUCCUAAAUAUAUGAAUUAUGAAACAUAUUAUAAAAAUAUAUUCAAUGCUAUAUUUGAACAAAUAGAUAAACUAAAUAAAACACUUUUUGAAAUUAAAAAUAAAAAUAACAGUGAAACAAAUGAAAAUAUUUCUGAAUCAAAUUCUGUAAAUCCAGAAUUAAACAAUGAAAAUAGCUAUUCUGUAAAAUUGUCCAGUUCGUCACCUAUUUCAACUAACAAAGAAUCUUUAAUCUUUCCAUAUACUUAUUACAAUCCAUAUUAUAUGUUCAGAUUAACUAAUAAUUAUAAAGAAAAUGAUGAAGAUUUAAAAAAUGAAAACAAUAUCAACAAUAAUGAAGAUAACCAGAAUGAUAAUAUGAGUAAAGUUUUGGGGAAAAUACAUCAUAUUUUAAAAGAUUUUAAUAUUAAUGAAAAUAUUAUGACUAAUAAAAUGUCAGCACCACUUAUAAUGACAAUCAUUUUAAAUUUUUUCAAAAAAUAUAUGGCUGAAAAUAAAUUUAAUCUUCCAAUGUCAUCAGAGGUUGAAAAUAAAAUUAACAAAUCCAAUAAUAAAGCAUUAUUACAACAAAGUAAUAAAGAUAAACCAAUACAUAAAAAAAAAGAAAUUAGAAAUAAAAAAAUACAAACAAAAGUAGACGUAAUUGAUGAAAAGACAAAAAAAAAAAUUGCAAAUACUAUUUAUGUAAAUGUUGGACAAAGUGGCAUUAAUGGAUUUUUUAAUUUUUUUGAUUUCAGAGAAAAAUCUAUAGAUAGCAAUAUGUUUGAUUUGUUACAUGUAAUGGAAGAUAUGAAAAUAUUUGAUAUUUUCCAAACUGUUAUAUUUAUUCAAAAAUUUACAGAAAAUGUAUGUGCAUCUUAUUGUAUGAAUAUUACCGAUGUGCUAGAAUUGUCACACUAUGAUAUGAUAUUUUAUGAUAAAAUGGUUUUCCAUUUUAGUAAGGAUGGAAUGAUGAUAAAGACGGAUAAAAAAUAUUUAUAUAAUUUAAAAGAAUUUGAAAAUAUACUUAAUCUAUUAAAUAUAAAUGCUAAUACCAUAGCAUUAAAUUGCCCUUGUAAAUUCUAUGUAGACGUUAAUUAUACAUAUUCUGAACAAUAUAAAAUGCACUUAAAAGGAUAUCUCCAUAAAAUGAAUGAAUUUGAUUAUAUUAAUAAUUUUUCAGCAUCGUAUCUUUUAAAUCAAUUAAUAGUUUUCCAAGAUAAAUUUAAUUAUAUUAAAAUGAAUGGAGAACUACCUAUUGAUGAUCCAAAAAAUAUAUAUAAUUUGAAUAAUGUACACGAUACAGCUUAUUAUCAUAAUUCUAGAUAUUUCCUAACCACAGAUAUGCCAAGUUUAGAAGAUAAUUUUUAUGAACACCUUAAAUAUCCUGAUAUAAAUACUAUUCAUACUUAUUAUAAUGCUUCUCCAGUUAAAUUAAAUGAAGUGAAUGAUUUAAAAACUAUAAUUAUUGAUGAAAUAAAAUCAAAAAUUUUCUAUAUUAAUUCUUAUAGAGUAGGAGAUCAAUUUUUCCCAACUUAUAGUGAUUUAGGAAAGGAUGAUCAUGAUUUAGAACAUUCAGCAAAAAAAUUUUAUAACAUAUCUAAUGAGAAUGGAGAUAAUACAUUCAAUAAUAAUGACAACAAUAUGGAUAACAAGAAACGUAAGUAUAAUUAUAAUAAACAUAAAGAUAAUAAUAGCAGAUAUACAGAUAAUAAUAACAAGAAUAGAGAUUAUUAUAAUAGAAACAAAGAUAAAAAUAGCACAAAUAGGGAUAAUUACAACAGAUAUAAAGAUAAUAAUUACUAUUAUAAUAAUAGUGAUAAUAAUAACUAUAAUGAAAGAAAACGCUAUAUUAGGAAAAAAACAUACAAUAAAUUAAGUUAUUUUAAUUUACCAAGCUUGAAAUCAAUAUAUAAUAAUAAAAUUAAGGGAAAUAGUGAAGAAUUCUCAUUUGAUAAUGAAUUACCUAAACAAACUGAAUCGUUUCCUUUAAAUAAACCACAAGAUCAUGAAGCAUUUUAUAAUUUAAAAAAAUAUCAUACCAAUGUGUAUGAACCAAAUGAUGAAGAAAAGGAAAAUGAACAAAAAUUGAAGGAUCAAAUUAAGAUUACAUCAGAUAUUUUAUAUAAAGAUAUUGAAGAAAAUAAAAAUACGGAAGAUGUCUUAUUAAUAGAAACUAUAACUAUUAAUAAUGGAACUACAUCAAAUACAAUUGAAAAUAAUAAGGAUAGUAAUAAGGAAGGAGAAAAUUCUAACACUGAACAAAAUGAUAAUAAUAACAAUGAUAAUAAUAACAAUGAUAAUAAUAACAAUAAUAAUAAUAACAAUGAUAAUAAUAACAAUGAUAAUAAUAACAAUGAUAAUAAUAACAAUGAUAAUAAUAACAAUAAUAAUAACAACAUAAAUAAUAAUAAUAAUGAUAAUAAGGAAGAGGAUAUGAGUGAGAACAAUAAUAAAUCAAAAGUUACAGGUGACAGUAUAGAAAAUAUGAAUGAACAAACAAAUGGUAAUCAACACCCAAACACUGAAUAUAAUACAAGACAAAGAUCUAUUAAUGCAAAAUAUUUGAUUUUCUUUUUUAAAAAUCUUCAUGUAUGGAAAACAGAUUUAUUUUGCCAGAAUAUAAAUUAUAUGAAUAACUACCUAAAUAGUAUACAAUAUAACAAAACCCUCACCUUUGAUAUAAGUUAUGACACAAAUACAGUAACUAUAUAUUUUACUGAUAAUGUUACUUAUACUGUAAAAGUAAACUUAGAAUAUCUUGUAUUUUUAUUAGAAAAAAUAUCAUUGAUAACAUUUGUAGAAGAUUUAUGUUCUCUCUUUGAAACUGAUAAAAAAAGAAAUUAUAAAAAUUUAACUGAAUUCUUAGAAAAUACAGAACGUAUAAAUACAUUUGUAAGAAAUCAUAUGAUGUUGUCUAAUGAACAAUUUAUAAAUAAAAAUAAAUAUGCAAAGGAAUUAGCAGGAAUAUCUACAUCUAAUCUCUUUUAUCCUAAAAAAGAUAUUAUUUUAAGAUCCACACCUUAUAACAAUAUUAUAUUAGAUGAAAAAGAUAUCUACCAAACCAUUUUUAUUUAUAUGGAUGAUAUGUUAACAGAGAAAAUGGUAAAUGAUACUUGGAUUACACCUUACGCAUUUGUAGUCUAUUCAAAAUCCAAAAAAGACAUGCAAGGAAAUAAUAUUAAAAUCGAACAAAAUAAGCAUAUAACCAAAUAUUCUAGAAGUGCAAUUGAUAAAUAUGUGCAUUAUGAAUAUAAAAGAAUUUCAGAAAACCUAAAUCGCUUUUUUAUGGAAUCAAAUUCAAAUGCUCCUCAAUUUAAUGAAAAUUAUAAAGAAUAUACAAUAAUUAUUUAUAAUGAUAAUCCAUCUAUGCCUAAUAUUGUACUUACUACAACGAUUAAUGUAUUCAAUGUUUCUUUCUUACAAAGUAUAAUGGAAAUGUUAUUAAAUAUUAAAGCCAACCAACAAUUCUUUUCUUAUAAAGGGAAAUUCAUACCAAUCGAUGCAUUCAUUACUUUAGAAAAUAAAAUCAACUACAUAUUCUUUAACUAUAUACCACUUGAAAAUUAUGUUAAUAAUGGAGAUGCACUAGAUUUUAGAAAUCCAUAG
Messenger RNA from Plasmodium reichenowi, 4443 nucleotides. RefSeq lists its product as hypothetical. NCBI's taxonomy places the organism in Eukaryota, Apicomplexa, Aconoidasida, Haemosporida, Plasmodiidae. The transcript has a single exon. The coding region runs from base 1 to 4443 and encodes 1480 amino acids. The record is from RefSeq and is a predicted model, not a curated record.